Molecule: messenger RNA, 1519 nt
Organism: Hevea brasiliensis (rubber tree)
Lineage: Eukaryota; Viridiplantae; Streptophyta; Magnoliopsida; Malpighiales; Euphorbiaceae
Exons: 9
Coding region: 249-1187 (312 amino acids)
Biological process (GO): developmental process involved in reproduction
Source: RefSeq, a predicted model, not a curated record
CUUGUCAAAAUGUGACCCGUCACGGAAGGAAUGAUACCAUGUGGCACAGACGGAGAAUUGUCCCUUUGCUCCUUCAAGGUCUAAAGAUUAGCAGCAGGCGUUGAGCGCAAGCAAGUGAGAGUGACACCUCUUUAAUUUUCGAAGCCUUCUACUUUUCCCGCCGUUUCUUGGUUCCCAAACACAGGUCUCACUCAUCAAAUCAAUCUUUGAUUACUACGACUUAGCAUCAUCAUUCGCCUAUUCAAUUGAUGGAAGCUCUGUACGCUAAGCUCUACAAUAAGUAUGAUGCGCUGAAGAAGAAAAGGAUGUCUGAGUUGGAUGAGAUCAAUAAAGAUCAAGAAUUAAAGUUUUUGAAUUAUGUAACAGCUGCAGAAGAGCUGAUACAACAUUUGAAAGUUGAAAAUGACAGGCUGCAUGAACAAGUUGGUGAAUUGAGAAAUCAGGUUGCUUCAAUAAGGUCUACCAAAGACAAUGAAUAUGCACAAUACCAAAAGCUGUUAAUGGAAGAGAACCAGAAGAACGAAAUGCUUUCCAAGGAAGUUGGGAGGCUUCAAAAGCUCCAAGAGCAACUUUUUUCUAGUUCAAAGGAUUACAAUAAUGAUAAUAUGCAGCAGAAUAUUCUUGAAACUGCUCAAGUUACGCCAGGAAAGAUGACCAGUGACUCAAUAAGAAGAAUAACGAGAAAGCGCAGCCGAGAUGAUGGAACUCAGAUGGAAGGUGUUGGUACUCCUGGUCAAAUUGAUCACAAUGAUUUAUUGGUAAGGGAAUCAGCACAGGGCUCAUCAAGGGAAACUUUGUCCAUUGUGGAUCUGGAAAGUGAGCAGCAGCCUGAAUGUUGUAAAAGAACUGUUUGCAAAUCAGUCAAUGGUGUCAUGAAUGAUAGUGGUUCUACCAACUGCCAGUUUCAAGCUCUUAUUGAAUACUUACUGGGCAUGAAAUUUUCUAGUAUGAACCAAACUGAAGGAAUAUGCAUUUCAGCUCUGCAUCAAUCAAGUGGUUACUCAUUCAGUCUAACAUGGGUAAAGAGGGCUGGUGCAGAAGAACCAGAGCUGCUAUACCGUGUGUCAACAUUAGGGACAUUUGAGAGGGUAGCACCAGAGUGGAUGAGAUCGGUCCUGAUGUUCAGCACAAGCAUGUGCCCAAUCUUCUUUGAAAGGGUAUCCCGCGUUAUCAAGAUGCAUCACUGAUGGUUCUUUCUUAUUUGCUUCGUUGGCGGUGCUGCUAAUAUCUAUUGAUUUUCUUAACAUUGUAAGCGCGGAGAACUUUUAAGGAUAGGACUUGCACAAAGGGAUUCAACUUAUCUUUUGUGCCUACUUGUCAUGGAAUGUAUUUUAAUAGAAGCCAAACUUUACUAACAUGACAUUCAACCUAUUAAGUGUAGCAAUGCCUAGUCGGAACUCUUUCCAAUGCAAAUAUCGAGGUUCGAGCAUUUCCGAGUACUGUUUUAUUAUAGUAACUUGUAAAAUUUGUGGUGUAGAGAUUCUCCUUUUGUAAUAAAUUUUACUAGCGACUUCCGUCA